CCAGUCCACCGGAUGUGUGAGCGGCAAAGAGCUGUGGGCGAAGAGAAACAAGCGGGUGAGGUUUCGAAAGUAAAGGAAUUACAGCCAAAAACCCGGCAAAAACGCCUCUGCAGUGCGUCUGUGGUAUAAAUAAGUACUCAUGAUUUCCGAAAACUACACUAAUACUGUAUCUACGAGCGUGGUAACUACGGCAAAAGAAGCAAACUUGGCCACGCACCUUACGAAGCGUGCGUCCGAAGUCGAACUCCAUGGGAUAAAAUGCAACUUGACCGACGAUUUUGGUCUGUUUAUCCAAGGAAUCCUAGCUCUAGUCGCAUUCAGUACAUUACUAUUAAAACGCUACAGAGAACCAGUAUGUGAAAGAAGGACAUUUAGAAUAUGGUUUUAUGACACAUCAAAGCAAGGUGUUGGGGCCGUUGUAAUUCACUUUGCUAAUGUCUUCCUUGCUGGGAUGUUUAGUGGAGAUCCUUGCACAUGGUAUUUCAUUAACUUUUUGCUGGACUCUACGGCUGGGCUAGUCAUCAUCUAUAUCUUAAUCUCACUGACUCAAGUAGUUGUCAAGCUCUACAGUAUAGACAAUCUCCGAUUCGGAGAAUAUGGGACCCCUCCCCAGUGUAGUGCCUGGAUCGGGCAGUGUGUUCUCUACACCCUGGUAGUCAUCUUUGAGAAGAUCACAAUAGCGCUCAUAGUACAGCUACAGUUCUGGGAGAGUGUGCGAGAGUUCAUCCUCAAACCCCUAAAGGGACACCCCAAGAUGGAAGUGGCAAUUGUUAUGUUGAUUGUACCCUUCAUAUUCAAUGCAUUUAUGUUUUGGGUCGUUGACAACUUCCUUAUGAGGAAGAAACGCAAGUCGUUACAAGAAAGUGACUCUAAUAUGAAAGUGAAGCACCUUCGCCGACCAGAGCUUGUCAAGUCUACGGAGGAGGAGGCCGUGUUACUGGAUAAUAUUAUUGACAAUGAUGAAGACAUCGAAGAGGGAAUACACAGACGGGAAAUAGUCAGAUAGCAACAAGGAUAUACAUAGAUUAGUAAUUUGUAAAUGUUUGCCACAGUUUUGAUAAAUACUUUUUUUAUUGUGGAGAGGAGAUUAAAUACUCCCAAAAUAUACACAUUUCGAUUUUAGAUAUUAUAGACUACCUGUGUCUUCUGUUGCACAAGCCAUUUAGUUAGCAGAGUUAGCAGAACGAGGCAUUAACACAAUGGAACGAAAUUAUGUGACAGGAUAUUCCGAUGUAAGCUGUAGGAAAAAGUACCUUUUAGGCACAUAUACAUCUUAAUUACGUCGUGUUAUCCAUGAGCCGUAUUCAAGGUGAAGCAAGGGGCAACCCCAGUCUUGGUGUAUUUUUAAUGAACAGUUGAACACGGCUUAUUGAUAAUACGGCGUUUGAGCCUGCCCUUUUAUAGCUGGUUGAUCGUUCAAUAAAAGAGAAGUCGAAA
Messenger RNA from Nematostella vectensis (starlet sea anemone), 1437 nucleotides. RefSeq names its product store-operated calcium entry regulator STIMATE. NCBI's taxonomy places the organism in Eukaryota, Metazoa, Cnidaria, Anthozoa, Actiniaria, Edwardsiidae. Gene Ontology annotation, cellular component: membrane. The record is from RefSeq and is a predicted model, not a curated record. Bases 140 to 1006 code for a protein of 288 amino acids. The transcript is spliced from 6 exons.